Molecule: messenger RNA, 13911 nt
Organism: Pipra filicauda (Wire-tailed manakin)
Lineage: Eukaryota; Metazoa; Chordata; Aves; Passeriformes; Pipridae
Gene: AKAIN1
Product: A-kinase anchor inhibitor 1
Exons: 2
Coding region: 10335-10583 (82 amino acids)
Source: RefSeq, a predicted model, not a curated record
UGGUAUUAUGUCCAUUAAUGAAGUGUCUUUUAUCCAUGAGAACAAGGCAGGACGCAGUCCUUGUCCCCAUUAACUGCUUUGCUAUGUUCUGGUACUGCUCUGAUUUCUGUAGCCCCCACAAAAAAAAUCCCUAAGAAGACAGAAGAGUAUUUAUAUGUGGGAUUCUUACUCAUUAGCUUCCUGCUGACAAAGGUCAUGUGAUGGACAUGAAUCAGAAGCUACAGACGAGACUAUUUGCAGGGGCUCAGGCAGUCUCAUAUGUUUUUCUUGUCCAGAAUUUGUGAUGGCUGGUAGUGAGUGUAGGACCUGUUGCUGACCAAAAGUAUCUAAAUGCAUUUACAGCUAAGAGUUCUCAGCAGUAGUUUGAAGUGUUUGCCACCUGGUAGGAAGAAAUCAUAUAAGAGGAAAUUUCUUAUUCUUUUUUGCUGAGGAAAAGUUGUUACUUAUGCUGCCCUCUCCCCAAUGACACAUUGAUCUUCCCCCUGCUGUGAAACUCCACUAGCAGAUCUCAUUAGUGAAGUGAAAGAAAGUUUGUUCAUAGAUAUUCAGAAAUGUGGUGAAAUUAUCAAGCUUAAAAAAUAGUCAACAGUUCUAGGUGCAAUCUUUCCUUAAAGUAUGAAUGAAUGUAGUCUUAAAAACUGACACAGAAUGUACUUUUUAAAAUUAUUUUUAACAGAACAGAAGGCUUAAACAACUGAGGCUGGCACCUUUCACUUCCAUAUCACUGGGUUGAAUCCUAUUCAGGUUAGCAGUGAGAAGAAUUCUGGUUUCACAGUGGCAGGGUAGUGGCCUAUAUUGAAGGAGUUGUUCAUAGUUGGGGGAUGGUGGUAAUAAGUGAUACAGUCAUUAUUAACAUCCUUAUUGGCACUGUUUACUGAGCAGGAAAGUCAAACAGUCAAUGCAGAAAAGGAACGAGUUACACUGACCUCUAAAGUUUAUCCCUCCAAGUCAUUAUUCUUCUAGAUGAAUUGUUCUCUUGUACUUGUAAUAGACAUAAAUAAUAAGAUUCCAGUCUUAUAAGCUUUAUCAUGAUAAUGGAAAUAAAUGCACUUACUGUAAAAUACAGUGAAAGGUAGAUUUAUUCCUAUACCUUCAAUCUUUUCUAUUAAAUGUUUUAUUAAGGACGUAAUCCAUUCUAUUAAGUUUACAAAUACUAGGUUAAGAAAAAAUUAUUUGCAAGUAAUGUAUUUAUAAUUUCUUUAUAGGCUUUCUGAAAUUUUCUGACUACUAGUUACCCAUUUGUAUUGUGUUCUUUACAUAAUAACUUGAAAGGUCCUACUGAAUUUCAGUGAAUGUCAAUUGGAGAAGAGUCUUUCCUGAUGUCAGCAGCAAUUAAAGGCUGACCUAAAGAGUCAUAAAAUGUUUCAGGUUCCUUUAGAAUGCCUUGCCAGGGAAAUCAGGGCAGGUGAGCUCUGUGCUGCUGUUGUCUGCUCCUGUAAAUGCCUGUAGUAGUGUUAUCAGAAGAUACUGUCUUCCUUCUUCAAGAGAAUUUGAAAUUUUCUGCCUGAAGAAGUAAAUUGAGCCAUGUACUACUCAGCUGUUUCUCUAAUGGAAUUUCUGAGCACCUGAACAGUAGAAAAUAGAAGGCAGAGAGAGUUAGAUCAUGAGUGGUGUCCCUCAGGGCUCUGUCUUGGGAUCGGUGCUCUUCAGUACCUUCAACAAUGACACAGACAGCGGGAUCGAGUGCACCCUCUGCAACUUUACAGAUGGCAUGAAGCUGAGCAGUGCAGUUGGCACAACAGAAGGAUGGAAUGCCAUCCAGGGGGAUCUGGGCAAACUUGAGAGGUAGACCCACAAGAACCUCAUGAAAUUCAGCAAGUCCAAGUGCAAGGUCCUGCACCUGCAGGUCAGGGCAAUCCCAGACAUAAGCAUGGACUGGGAGAAGAGCUGGGAGAGCAGCCUUGCCGAGAAGGACUUGGUGGUGCUGGGAUGAAAGGCUGGACAUGAGCCAGCAGUGUGUGACCAGCAGAUCAAGGGAGGGGAUUCUCCCUCUCUACUCUGCUCUGCUGAGAGCCCACCUGGAGUGCUGCAUCCAGUGCUGGAGUCCUCUGCAAAAGAAGGGCAUGCACCUGUUAUAGCAGAGAAGGGCAGCAAAGAUGAUCAGAGGACUGAAAUACCUUUCCUGGGAAGACAGGCUGAUAGAGUUUGUGUUGUUCAGCCUGGAGAAGACUUCGUGGAGUUUUCCAGUCCAUAAAUGGAACUUAUAAAAAAAAGGAGAGUGACUUUUUAUGUGGACAGAUAGUGAUAAGACUAGGAGGAACAGUUUUAAACUGAAAGAGGGGAGACUUAGAUUAGACAUUACAAAGAAAUUCUUCACUGUGAGGAUGGAGAGGCACUAGAAGAGGUUUUCCAGAGAAGUUGUGGAUGCUCCUUGGCAGGGAGUUUGGAUCCUUAAAGUCACUUCUGACCCAAACUACUCUAAAAUUCUGUUAUAGGUCACCUGUUUCUGUGCCACUGGACCUCUCCCUCCAUGGAAGAAUCUCCCUCCAUGGAAGAAAAUAAGAGGUUUCUUAUUUCAAUAUUUGAAAUGGAUUCCCUAAAGAAAUAGGAAAAUUGUACAGAUGGAGAGAAUAUAAAUUUUUCAUAAACUUUGAAUUAGCUGGUCCUAGAUGUUCUUUAGGAAGUAUCUUAUUUUUGAUACACUGAACUCUAGCCUAGGAGCUAAAAGCUCUGAUAAAUUAUUGUUAGUUUACAGUAUUGGAAUGAGAAAUUUUCCUUCUGGGGUCAAAAUCUAAGUAUCACAUUUAUGUGUUUGGGUGUGGCGGAAUUGUCUGUGACCAACUCUUUGAACUACAUUCAGUCUCAAAGCUGAAAAGACACAGUCCUUAAGGAGUGAAUUUAUUGCUAUGUGUGAAGAAAAUAUAUGGAUUGAAGUGUUUAAUCUGGUUUUAGUUAAUAUUAUUAAUUUAUGGCAAGAAACCUUACUAAAAUAUGUUGAAAAAAUGCUUAGGAAUAGAUAAUGUAUCUAUAGAUCUCAAGCUCUAAGAAAAAACAACUUUGGAAGCUUCAUUUUGGCUGACAUAUUUCAAAUAGUAUGAAAUAAAUUGCUGGAGUCUCCAAAAAGACAAUUUCCAUAUAACAAACCAAAGAGGUUUCCUGAUAUUUUCUUCUUUUAAGAAACUGAAAAAUUCAGUGGGGAAAAUAAUUACAGAAACUCAACUGAGAUAUAGGUAGUGGCUGGAUAAAAAGAUACAGUAAAGUAUUACUCUGGAGAUAUUAUUAUGUCCUUUGCAACAGUUUAUCUGUAUUUCUGCUCUUAUAUUUUAUUUUGAAGAAAAAAGUAGUCUGUGCUGGCCCCCUUCUUGGGGGAAGUUCUUCUUCCAUACUUGUUUUGCAGCAGGAAUUAGGGAGUGAUGUUAGGGCAAAAAAUAAAACUGAACCUAACCAUGAAUUUUCUAGUGAAAGUGAGUGUUACAAUCCCCUGCACAGAGUGAUUAGGGUAUUGGAAAAACUCAAUGAUCCUACAUUAAAACACUUUUAGCUGUUCUGAUAUGUUCAGUGUCCUCCCUUCUUCCUCAAGGAAUUGCAGUAACUGAGUAAUGCUUUCCAAUACUUGACAACUAUUAGUCAGGACCUCACCAGGCUGCAUUUCAGAGCAUGAGAAAUGGUACUGGACACAAUUAACUCUAAUGCAGUUAAGAAUGCAUUUAUUAUUUAUUUUUUUAAAAUAUUAAAUUUACAACUUCCUUGUAGGAUCAUUUCAUGAGGUCUCUGAACUGGCAUCAUUACUAACAUUGAGACAAAUUGGGUCUCUAAUCCUGUGAACAGCUCAAUGGCUCUCAUGCAUAAAGUUGGUUUGUGCACAUGUGUUGGAAAGCCUUCAGCCCUGGCUGAUUGCCGUGUUCAUUCAUUCUGGAUAUAAUUAAACUGACUCAUCAACAUUUCCUGAUUAUGGAUGCUGUGUAGCCUCAUACUUUAUAUCUCUUCUUCAAAUUAGGCGUUUUGUACUGAAGUUCUAGCUCCAACCUCUAAAGCAAAACAAAGAAGGAGAUUUUUUUAACCAUCUUAAUUCACAGAUUACAAAAUAUUCACCAGAAGAGGCUCACCUGGAACUUCUGUGCUGUGGUCAACAAGAUGGAGAUAUGUUACUGCCUAAUGCCACAGGGAAGUUAAAGAAAUUAACUUGGUUUCUUGUAGAAGAAUAUCAAUAUUGAUGCAAAGAAUGUUAGUGUUAAUUAUUGCAACAUACACAUGUAUAUUAUGUUAUUAUAAACUUGCCUGGUUCUGAAAGUUUUUAAAUAUGUAGAGCUUAUAAAAACAAUUUAGGUGAUAACAUGCAACUUUUUUCCAUAAAUACAGCUCACAUUCAUCCACACUGGACCAUUUGAUGAAUUCUAAUCAUCAUGGUCUUGUUUACUUAUACUGUCAUUUCCUUUAAAAAUUCAUCAGUACUCUCAGUUGGAUUAUAAAAAUUACAGUAGUAAUUUUCAAUAGAAUUAAAAUGGAUUUUCCAGAGAUCAGCAUUUAUGUUGAAUUAUUAUUAAUUUUUAUUAAUAAUGGAAAAAAAUUAAUUCUAAUGUUGCAGAGCUGCGGAAAAUAAUAUAAUGGUUAAAUAUUGCAAUCCAAAGCAAUAUAUUGAUAAAACUAAUAGUCAAUUUUCCGGUUAAAGGCUAUACCUGCAUAAUCUCAUGUAAAAAUGAAGAAAAAAUAUUUACUUCUUGGCUCUUUCAGCUUCAAGAUUCCUGCAUAAAUUAAAAUUGUAGCUAACGGGGAAAACAUUUUGGUUAUUUCUGAGUUCUAAACUGAUCAGAAGUUUGCUUAGAGGAAUGUGAUUUUUAUUCUUAGUUUUAGAUGUGGUUAAGCUCAAAGCUGUUUACACGAACAAAAAAUUCUCAUUUCCAGAAGACUGACAUUAGUGGUAUUCAUUUGCUGGAAUUAAACUGCAGUGGUUAUUCCUGUGAAGCAGAACAUAAACUUCUGACCUCUGAUGCAUAGCCCUUGAGAUUCAAGGGCUAUGCCCCCUUCAAGGGCUAUGGAACCUGUCACAUAAGCUAAGCUGCUCUCUUCAAAUGCAAUGUUUGUAUUGUUCCUCAAGACAGAAUGAAAUGUAACCUUCAGGAAGACAUGAUGAGCUGCAUAAAUGUCACAAACUUUGAGGAAAGGUGAAUUAAAAUUAAAGACAUUAUUUUUCUCCUUGGAAAAUUAGUAACCUCAUACAGGCGAAGAAGCAAAAGGGAUAAUUGAGGGACAGUAGAAGUUUCCUGAGACUGAAUGUACAUUCAUGGUCAUGCAUGCUCAUGCAUAACCAAUGUCUUCUCAGAAAGUAUGGGAUAAAUUAUUUCUAUUCCAUGUUCUCCAAGAGUGGAAAGUUUCUUUCUACCACAGCUCAUUCACCAUUUAGUUCCUGCUCUCUUUGCAUGUCAGAAAUGUUGCUUCUGUUUCCUUCUAGAUCACCUAUUGUGCACCCCACAGUUUAUUGCCAGCAUUACUGGAUCUGGGAUGAACUUGCAUCUUUGCAAGGUCAUGCCUGUGGUAGUUUAGUUUCAUGAUAAUAUUCCAAACAAUCCUAUGACGAGAUACAGUAGAGAACUUAGAUGCUGAUUCAAACAAAUUACCUGUUGUUGAGUGUUAUUUAGUAGGAGUGUUUAUAAGGCAUAAUAAAUUUGUAGCAAGCUGAAAGGGAAAAGCCACAGGGGAUAUCAACAGAAAGUGUACUUUGAUUGUGGGCUGGAAAGAAAAUGACUUGGGAUGCUUUGAAGAAAGUGAACUGUAUAAAUGAGAAAAGGCUCAUGUGCAACCAGAGUGAAGUUCUGCCAAAUGUUUUUUCUCUGUACCUAUUUUUUUUCUAUGUAUACCUUUCUUGGGUAUUCCAUAGUCUAGAAACAUCGCAGAGCAUGUAAAUUCUCACACACUAGAUAUUUUUGUAACUUAAACUAAUAUUAGUUCUAUUAAUUGAAAUGAGUACUUGGAAUUUACUUCAAAUACUUUUAUUCUUUUUCCAAACUGCUAGCAUGUUUUCCUUUUUGGGGAACAUCCUCAGGCAAGCUAAGGGAAUUUCAAGGCACUGAUCUAUGGGAUUAGUUUUAGCUGGAAGUGGAAUAUGUGACUGAUUCCUGCAGCCAGUCCAAGAUUUUGAGGUUUUUUUGGAUCCCUCAAACUAAACUUUAGAUUGCAGAACCAGACCAGAGUUUGAAAGUUAAUUUUCAUCUCCGUGUUAGUUGGCACAAAAUUUACCAAGUGAAAGAUAAGGUAAUAAAAAUAUGUUAAAGAUACUUUGUCAGGUGUUAAUGAUAAAUUACUGCUUUGCAUUUAACAUCACUUAACCUGGAUAUUUCAGUUCUCUAUUUACAGAAUUGAGGUGCUGGGUUCCUGUAUGUCAGGUGAGCAUCUAAAGAUAAAGAGUAAGUAGAAAAGAAUUUCUGACAUCAAUAGAAAAAAAAGUAGUCUUUACACAAGGAUAACUAGUAGACAGAAUGCUGCUUCUGAUGUCCUUCAAAUUUUCCCCAGCAGUUACUUCAAGUGACCUAUUUGUCAUAGAAUUUUAACUUAACUAGUUAUUCUUCAAAUUUAAAAAAAAAUAUAGAUAAAAAUUAAUUGUAUGUUAUCACCCCAAUAACUCUUAUUUUGAUUACCAAAACACCAAAUACUUGGACAGCAGGAGUGAUGUCUGUUUCACCUGAUUGAAAAGACACAGUUCUUAAAAUGCCUGAUUAAUUCUAUAGGCAGUCAAAUUUCUGCUUUGGUGUCCACAGCAGCCUGUAUUUCAGCAAGGUGAAGGUAGAUAUGUUCCAGCUCAACCUCUUUGGGAUUCUUGCAUGAAUCAUCUCUGCUUUCCUUAGUCAAUUCCUUUCUUCUUCCUCAGAGUAGGUCCAGCAUAUCAAUAAAUAAAUGAGCUUCUCAGAAACAGCUAGCUAAGUGAUUUCCUUGAAAUGAGUAAUUGGAAGAAGAGAAUGUAGUGGGAAUGCUCUUCAAGACACGGCUGUUUACUCCUUCAAGAAGUGGAAAAAUUGGGGUUUAUGGUGGGAAGGGACCUCUGGAGGUCAUCUUGUCCAACUCCUGCUCAAGUAGGGUAAUAUAGAACCAUUUUCCCAACAUCAUGUCCAGAUGGGCCAGCUGUAAUUAAUAACACACACCCAGGGGAGCUGCUUAACAUGUCUGGAUUCUGGUUGGCAGUCCAGCUUCUGCACAUAAUAGUCUUGGACCUCUACACAGCACCAGGUAUCCCCCUCAAAAAUAACUAUUAUUUGCACUUGCUUUCUAAUUUAGAUGGUCAGCAGAAGCUGGUCUCAUUGGUCACAUCACCCCCACUCCAACAGCUUUGGCUCUCUCCAUGUCCAAAGCCAGUUAGCUGUUAUUAUCUAAAAGUUACACAAAUAUAAAUUAAAUUUGUUUGAGCUGCCUUAUUUCCUUUCUGUGCAUAUCUAAGCCCUCAGAGGCAGGGCAGAAGUAGUCCAGGGGUUUUAGAUUCUCUGUUCUUGGUUAUCUCAGCAAAUAAAAGAAUCACCUAGUAAGUUGCUAAUCUAAAGCUGAGCAGAUGAAAACUACAUCUCACUUAUCUGAGUGGUGCUUUCAGAUGGGUUUUACUCCAAAAUAAACAACUGAAAAAGAUAGAAAUUCACUGGAAAACUAUCCUUUUUUCAGCUGGGUGUUGCUGUGAAUGACCUUCCUCAUGUAAAAAUAUUUAAAAUUCAGAUUUUGCAGAUAUUAAGUGGCAAGGACCAAAUCAUCCCUAAGGAAAGAAAACUGAGUCAUUUUCAACAGCAAUGUACUUAAUGACAGUAUCUUUUCAGCAAUAAAUUCUGGGGGUUUAUGGCUUUAGGGGUUGGCAAAUUUUUCACUUUACACAUAAUAUCAUAGACCAUUACAACAUACUCAUCUGUAUUUAGAAUUUCAUGUUUAUCUAUGCUUUUGUUAAUAUAUUAUCUUCUGAACAUCAGCGAGUUGACUGAUCAACUCUGCAAGAAGACUAAUUAAUUUUUAUCACCUUACAAUUGUGUAAUAAAAUUGAGUUCAUAUUUGAGUAAUAAAGAAGUAUCUAUACUUUACUGUUAAGUAACAUUGAAUUUUAUUCAAAAAAACACUGUUUCAAGUGCUAAGGAGUGGGGAAAACUGAAUCAGGGAAGCUGAUAGUACCAAGAAUUCAAGUGAUUCCUUUCAGUCAGCUUUUCCACUUUAAAGCAUAUUUUCUAAGUUUUCACAUUUUUAACCUCUUAAUUCUAGACAAACUUUGUCAUCACAAUACAGUUGCAGGAUUUCUUUUUAAUUAUUCAGUUUCAAUAGAAUUAAACAACAUUUUUAUUUUGCUUUUAAGCAAAACAUGUAUAAUAUGAACAUGAUAAAAAUAAGUAUUUGUUUUUAGAGAGAGGUGGGAGAUAAUGAAUUAUUCCUUUCUCAUUGAGUAAGCUUUGAUUGUUUUGCAGCUCAUUGUUUUGGGCUCGCAGAACAGUUUGGGUCAGAAAGAACUUUCAAAGAUCAUCUAGUCCAACCCUUCUGCCAUGGGUGGGGACAUCUUUUAUUACAUCAGGUUGCUCAAAGCUGUGUCCAACCGCAUCUUGAAUGUUUUCAGGGAUGGGGCAUCCACAACAGCUCUGGGAAGGCUGUUCCCAGUGUCUCAUCAUUCUUAUCAUAAAAAAUUUCUUCUUUACGUUCAGUGUAAAUUUACCUUCUUAGUUUAAAACCAUUGCUCCUUGUCCUUUCAGACCUUUUACUUGCCCUGGUAAAAAAUCUCCAGUUUUCUUGUAAGUCCCUUUUAUGUAUUGAAAGGCCAUAAUAAGGUCUCUCCGGAGUCUUGUCUUCUCCAUGCUGAGCAACCCCAACUUUCACAGCUUGCCUUCAUAGGACAGUCAUCUAAGCCCUCUGAUCAUCUUCAUGGCCCUCCUCUGGGCAUGUUCCAACAGGUCCAUGUCUUUACAGUGCUGAGGACCCCAGACCUUGACUACUCCAGAAUCUCACGGGAGCAGAGUAGAGGGGUAGAAUCACCUCCCUUGCCCUGCUGACCACUCUUCUUUUAUAUAGACCAUCAUAGAACUGGCUUUCUGGGCUGCAAGCAGACAUGGCCAUCUCAUUUCCACUAUUUUGUCUACGGCUAUCUCGACGUCCUUCUUCAGAAAGCUGCUCAUAAUAAAUUCACCACCCAUUCAUUGUCUGCAUUGAUAUCGCGCAUUGCCUUGACCCAGGUGCAGGACCUCAAGCAUAUCACAUCUUAAUAGUGUAUUCCUUAAGGAAACUAGUGAUUCUCCAUUUGUUUCUAUCUUUAUCCUGCUUCUGUCUUUUUAUCCUGAAAGAACAUUGGGAAUUUAUCACGGUUCCAGAUAUGGACCUCUCAUAAAAGCAACUGACCUUUAAUUCGCUCUGUUUGAUUUCUCUCAGGAUGUAAUUCUUAAUACAUGUCAUUAAAAAAGACAGUAAAAUACAAAUACUAUUUAAUUAAAUGCUUGAGCAUAUCAGUCAUUUAAGAAAGAACUGAGAUCAGUGUCUUCAAAACCUUUAAAAUUAAAUCUAGUGAUGUAAAUAAGCACCUAGGCUAAGAAUUUCAAUUGGCAACUGAGUUCCUAAAUGCCAAUAGGUGUAAAUCACCUUAAUUCAGAAUAUAUAUUUUUUAAUCAAGAUAACUUUGAAUGUUAUGGAGCACUUUUUAUUGUCUGAAUUGUCAUUUGUGUUAGGAAUCAAAACACUUUUAAAGAGAAACCUUUAAACAUAAACUAUUCUUCUUCAUUACCAAAUGUCAGUAGUCACACUACAUUACUUUUUUGUUCUCCAGAUUAAACUUUCUGGCAAAACAAGGAAGUUUCACAUAAGAAAUAUGUAUUUGUCAGGUUGCUAUAGAAAGUGUUUUCUGUUUUACGUAUAGCAAUCCGAGCUUUUUUUAAUGUUGUGCACAUAUCUUUGAAAACCUAGCUAAGGAUUAAUAAACUGCACUUAACAAAAUUUUGUACGUUGAAGUCAGUUAGAAUUUGAUGGAUGAGGGCUUUUAAUCAGAAGUAAUAGUAAACAGAAAUGUUAAUGAAACAGAUUUUUUUCUGUAUGGUGGUGUAGUACAUGUCAGGCUUGCAAAUUGAAAUCCAAUUCCCUGUCCAGAAACACAGCUCAAGUCAAAAAGGAUGUGAUUAACAGCUGGAUGAGAAAACCCUCAUUUCCUGUCUUACUGCAAAAUGUAUCUGUGCUUUUUUCAGCUGUGAAGUCGCAGCUGUCCCCAGAGCUGGGGUGUGGGUAACUCAGCUGUAUGACUCAGACUCCCCCUUCAUUCAGUCCUGUAGCACUGACCACACAGAGGCGCUUUCUACCCUAAUUUGUCUUCUGUAUUGGCAGGUUUCUUAUGUAAUAAACUGUCCCCAGGUACUCUGUGGUUUGGUUGUUUUGUUGAGUAUUGUUACUCUUCCCUUUUUCUGUCCUUCAUGUUUUCACAGAGUAGUCCCAAGUUCUUAGUUCCUUUUCUUUCUUGUUUGGCUUUGGCAGGUGAGAAGCCAGGGACGGAGCAAGAUGAAGUUAAGCUGCAGAACGCCAGCAAGCAGAUUGUGCAGACUGCUAUCCUCCGAGCAGUGCAGCAAGUUUCCCAGGAGAGCCAGCAAAAGGAGAAGCGAACAAACAGUACAAGCCUCCAGCUAGAAAGAGGAAAACUAACCAAGAAGCAUGAAAAGAAGUAAGGGAGCAGAUUGGGUUUUUUCAGUCCUCCAGUCUGCAGAGUUUUCAGCCUUCUCUUUAGUAUCAGCUGUAUUGCCAGUGCAAUGCUACUGUUGUAAAGCAAACCAAAGUAUUAUCACACCUAGACAUAGGGUAAAACUGCAAUAGUCCUCAGCUGAGAAAUAUUAAGUGCAUUAGAUGAAUAACUCCAUACUUAUGCAGUGCCUCUUAACAGAAACAAUAACCAUAGUUAUAAAAGUAGUUUCAAGCACAAACUCUUAUGAUAUGAACUUAUUCUCAAAAGCUUGUUGUCAGAGCACUUUCAUGUUAAGUUCUGCGUGCAACAUUUAUGUCAGUUCAGCUGGAUGGACUCUUCUUUGAGCGAAUGGGUUCACUGAAGUUGUCUUUACCGAAGAAAUAGUUUACUGUCAAGUAUAGCAGAAUGAUUUCAGACUCCCUUGAAGCACGGGUUUGUACUUUGCUUUGAUUAGACAUGAGCUAUGUGAAAUGGAGUAUAAAGUGGAUUUGGCAAGUUCUGUGAGCCAAUUUCUUUUUUCAUCUUAGAAAAAAAAAGAGCAAUCCAGUAAGACUGCAGUAACUGUGAUCUAUUACUGUGAUCAUAUACCUAUGAUCUCUGUCUUUUUUUAAGAAAGUUAAAAUAAGUACUGAAGUUUUAGUCUACUUAUUUGAAAUACUUCUAUACUUCUGCAUAAAAAUCACUUGUGCCUCAACUAUUCCUUUUAAUUUUCUUGAUAUUGAAAGAAGAUAAAACUGAUGCAAUGAUAAGGAGUUCACCAAUAUAUUCUUCAGUUUUGCAGCUUUUCUGGGGCUUGAUUUACAAGACUGGAGUGUCUUAAAAAAGGGGUUGAAUUUAUUAAUAUCUUGAAGGAUGAAAAUAUACUGUGUCUGAAUUCUGUCAUGGUAGAUAUUUCUCACCUGCUGUGCGUAAAGUGACUUUAUAUAUUUGCAAUUGUAACAUAGAUUCACCUUAAAUAGCAUUGCAUUAAGCUGGUAAUACAGAGCUUACCCUUUAAGUGCUCUAUAUAGCUGAAGAAAUCCAUGAUGUUUCAGAAAAGACAAAUUAAAAAAAUGUUCCCUUCACUUUUAUGCUCCCUUUCUGUAAUGAUGAUUGCGCUAUUAUACGUCUGAAAUUAAUAACUGUGUAUUUAAUUCUAGAAAUGGCUUGUAGCUCUGCUUCAACUGAAUUCCUGUAGUAAUGCACCUAGAAAUAGAGAGAAGCAGAUGUUCUGCAAAACUGUGAACUAUUUUUCUACUCAGCUAGGUGGUUCUCAAAGCGGUUGUGGGUUAAGCAAUUGGCUAUUACUGUGUCCUGUUGCUUGUGUUAAACAAUUUUGGAUUCAUCAUGGCCAGAGGCUUAGCCAUUAAUAGCCACAUACUGUAAUAUUAAGUUUUUAAAUUUACUUGGUUUCUUUCUUUUUUUUUUUUAACUUAACAGCACUGACUCAUACAAGAUAAUAAUUUAGCUCAAUCUUCUUUCACUUAAAAAUUAAAAGAAGAAUUCAAUAUGAUUAAAGUUGUUCCAAAUCAUCUAAUAAUGAAAACUGACUCGGAUUCCAAGUACACAGAUGGUUCAGUUCUGUAGACACUGCGUGAAUGUUUUUAGCCAAGCAAACUGAAAGGUGAAAGUGAUUGGGUCUUGAGGCAUGUGUGGUUUUGUUUUAAUAGUAAUUGUUUUACCAUUGGCUUUUUCGUCAGUUCACCUUUGGUUGGGAGGUAACUCUUUUCUAAGCACUCUUUGCAUCUUUGCUUUCUGAGAGCCUAAGAAAACUGAUCAUGAGUAAAGGUUUAAUUCUGAGUCUGAUGAGCAGGCAAGUCCAGUGGAUGAGAGAGAGCAAACCUUUUGGAGAGACUCCGUGGUGCAAAACAGUGUUUGCCAUGGACUCACCUACAAUGCUGCAGGAAGGAGAGAUAUUGAACAUAUCAAUUUCUUUGAAAAUAUUCUACUCCUUUAAUGUUUUUUGUCACUAUAAAUUUGAAAUGUGUUUGUGUUGGGUUUUUUUUUUGUAUUCCUGGUAAUUAUGUUAAUAAUCUUCAUAUAAUUUUAAAACUUGUUUGUAUGUCAUGUUUUUUUUAAUUAAUCAUUUUAGAGAAAGAAUAAUUUCAAAAGCCAGUGAGUCCAGGCUUUUGCCACUGCUUUAUAUGACCCUAUUCCACUCCUGGUCCCGCUCCUCCCACUAUACUGUUAUAUAAUAUCUCUUUACUGUCCUAGUCCUUUCAGACACACUAUUACUCAACCAUUUAACAGUCAUGUCCACCACUGUCAGAGUACCGAUGCCAUCAGAAGUCUAAUAUCUUGGAAAACUAAAAAUGGUGGGAAGCCUAGCAAAGCCUUGAGGAAGUUUUCUGUAGUCUCCUAUUGCAGACAAACAAAUACUGCAUCUUAAGUAGUGUAGUUUUCCCUGAGAGCCAAAUGAUGUGUCUCCAAUCUAGAGUAUACAUCCCUAAGUUAGAGCAUGCAUUUAGUAUUUCCUGUUGACAACAGAUGUUCCGCACACCACUUACAUCCAGGAUAUGCAACUGAGGUUUGUACUACAUGAGAGAAAACUGCACAAAAGUAAACUUUACCCUUGGUUCAUUAUAUGCUUACUACAUGAUGAAAGCGGGUAUUUUUUGGUAUUAUCUUCACUCACAGAUUGUAUUUUCUGAAGAAAAUACAAGACUUUAGAAAUUAUUACAGAUGUGAUGUAGGUCUUUCUACAAAUAAAAAAGAACACCUAAAGAAACUCUUAAUACUUUACAUGUCUCUGGUUUUUCCUGUCAGAAGAGGGGAAGCAGUUUUCAGAUUCACUAGACAAGUCUCAUGAAGCAAACUGUGCUCAUGAGAUUUGUAGUAAUGAAUGCAUUAUUCAGCACAGUAAUUCAUAUCUUAGAAGUACAAGACAAUCAAAAUGGUAUCUAUAGGUAUUUAAAACAAACUCACCACAUUUUAGCACUUACAGUGGUAAGUAGAGGGUUGUACAACUAUGUGAAAUUGUAUUUAUCACAACUCCAAAAGAACAGAACAGUCAUGUGUCUGUGGCAAUCCUGCACUACACUUGCUAUGUUUUCAGUCAGUUUGAUUAUCCGAAUUUUAUUACCAUACUUGUGCUAUUCUUUGUAAGGGUAAUCAAACAGCAAUGCUUAAAUGGAAAUUCGCAUGGUCAUAGCAGAAUGUUGUAAGAGAUUACUAAAUGCCACUGUACAUUGGUGGUUUGGUUUUGGUUUUUGGUUCUGUGUGGUUACAUUGGAAAUUCCUUGCUCUAAAAUAAAUAAAACCAACAACUGUGACUUGGAAACAGCCAUAUUAAUUUUAUCAUUUCAGAAAAAUAAAAGCAUUUUGUGAUAAUAUUA